Hypomesus transpacificus is the source of this 1624-nucleotide messenger RNA. RefSeq names its product tripartite motif containing 59 (gene trim59). The record is from RefSeq and is a predicted model, not a curated record. Lineage: Eukaryota; Metazoa; Chordata; Actinopteri; Osmeriformes; Osmeridae. Gene Ontology annotation, molecular function: zinc ion binding. Gene Ontology annotation, biological process: positive regulation of macroautophagy; innate immune response; positive regulation of canonical NF-kappaB signal transduction. The transcript is spliced from 6 exons. The coding region runs from base 458 to 1624 and encodes 388 amino acids.
UUCUAGACGCAUUUCAACCGUUUCUCACCCAGAGAAGUGAGGGAUUGUCUUGUCCCGCUACAUACAAUUAAUGGACGAGGCGCAGGCAUACUGAGGGAAGACGUCUGCCGAAAUGAUAGUUGUCUCGAGUUGUACCGAGUUAAAUGCCUAUCAGAAAACAUCACCAGCAACCAUCCUCAGGCGACGGUUUCUAGAACGAUUUGAUAUUAGACAUUCUCUAAUUUGAACUGCGCGAGCUGAGCUCUAUUGGAUGGGUGAGCGUGCUGGGUCGCAUGCGCACUGAGCCCCAGCAAACAGCGAGGAGGCUCGAGCAGCAGGCUGGAGGGUCUGAAGACGGGCAGCAGACAGUAUCUUUAGAACGAAGCUGCUUCCUCUCCCCUGGACAGGAGGUCGGGGAGCACCUUUUGCCACCUCAGGACUACACCCAUCUGGAGGAGCUCCUCCCCCCCGAGCAACCAUGGACAGUCUAGAGGAGGACCUGUCCUGCUCCGUGUGCUAUGGCCUGUUUUCUGACCCGCGCGUCUUGCCCUGCUCACACACCUUCUGCAGAUCCUGCCUGGACAACGUCCUCCAGCUCUCCUCCAACAUCUCCAUCUGGCGCCCGCUGCGCCUGCCGCUCAAGUGCCCCAACUGCCGAAGCGUGGUGGAGCUACCGCCCAGUGGUGUGGACGCCCUGCCCGCCAACGUGUCUCUGCGCGCCAUCAUAGAGAAGUUCCAGAAGGACCACCACCAGCCCAGGGCUCCCUGCUGUGCGGACCACCCCGGACAGCCCCUGAACGUGUACUGUGUGCAGGACCUGAGGCUGGUGUGUGGGCUGUGUCUGACCGUGGGGAAGCACCAGGGCCACGCCAUCGACGACCUGCAGGCUGCCUUCCUCAGGGAGAGGCAGGCCCCGGCCGGAUUGCUGGCCAGGCUGGCUGACCAGCGCUGGGCCCAGGUGUGUGAGCUGGGGGAACAGCUGCAGAAGGAGAAGCAGGACUGUGAGGCCAUGGUGAGGCAGGAUGCCCAGGUGGUGGAGCAGUUCUUUCAGGGGCUGGAACUGAUCCUGGCCCAGAAGAGAGAGGCCUUCCUGGGAGCCCUGGACAGCGCCAGCCUGGAGAUCUCCUUGACCUUCGACCCCCUCAUCCACCGGCUGAAAGAGAUGCAGGAGGAGCAUCUGGACCUGGUGUCUCAGGGCUCCAGGCUGCAGCAGGAGGAGUCGCCCCUCUCCUUUCUGCAGAAGGUACACGACUUCAGGGAGAGGGUCGAGGCCCUGCUCAUCUCCCCCCUGCCCUUCGCCACCCCCCUCUCCAUCGCCCCCCGCGCUGCAGACUACCUGCCCCAGCAUUGGGCGGCUGUGACAGUGGGGGAUCUAGAGGGGGGGCCGGUGCCCCAGGUGUCCUGCUGCGCCCCCCCCGAGGCCCCGGAGCCAGGCUCAGGGGUGGAGGCCAGCUGUCCCUCCCAGGGUCGGGUACGUGAGAUCGGGGAGCGUGUCCAGCCUCGCCUGGUCCCCCUGGUCCUGCUGGUCCUGCUGCUGCUGCUGGGGGCCGUGUGGGGGGACCUGGGGGCUCUGGCCUCCUCCCUGCUGAGCCACACGGCCCAGAGGCUGGGCUGGGGGCUGGGAGGGGUAGGAACGGGGUCAUGA